Messenger RNA from Adineta ricciae, 488 nucleotides. NCBI's taxonomy places the organism in Eukaryota, Metazoa, Rotifera, Eurotatoria, Adinetida, Adinetidae. The record is from the annotation of a GenBank genome assembly.
AUGAUAAAUAAUUAUGAUGACAUAUUGCAAUGGGUCGAAGAGAAUGAUAUUAUGAUCCUCGAUCGAGGUUUUCGUGACUCGUUAGGUGUUUUAAAGUCAUUAGGCAUUGAUGUCGCUAUGCCUUCAUUUUUUGGUCCGAAACAAAACCAAUCUGAUGUUCAAGAUGCUAAUAAUUCUCGUUUCGUAACUAUUCUACGUUGGGUUGUAGAGAGUGUCAAUGCUCGCAUCAAACGCUUCAAAUCGUUUAAUCAAGUUAUACCGAAUUCUUUGCUACCAUAUGUACAAGACUUCAUCUACAUAGUAGCAGCACUACUCAAUUGUUUUCAUGUUUCUAUGGUAACUCAAUCUCCAAAUUAUGAUGAAACUAUUCGCGGCAUGAAUUCGUUAAGAACACAAAACAACACUUUGCAAAUAUUUCUCACCGAUUAUAAUUUAACACGAAAUUCGAUUUGGAAUGUAACUGACAUCCAUAACUUGGUCCAAAGUUU